This is a messenger RNA of Cladophialophora yegresii CBS 114405, 1356 nucleotides long. RefSeq lists its product as uncharacterized. Gene Ontology annotation, biological process: transmembrane transport; monoatomic cation transport. Bases 1 to 1356 code for a protein of 451 amino acids. Gene Ontology annotation, molecular function: monoatomic cation transmembrane transporter activity. The transcript has 3 exons. NCBI's taxonomy places the organism in Eukaryota, Fungi, Ascomycota, Eurotiomycetes, Chaetothyriales, Herpotrichiellaceae. Gene Ontology annotation, cellular component: membrane. The record is from RefSeq and is a predicted model, not a curated record.
AUGGUUGGAAAGCGAACACUCAACACCACCAAGACGCGUGCAGAGGACCGCUGGCGGAACCCCGAUCUGGAAUCGGGCCAUCAUGAGCAAAGACGGUUCGCCGGAUUCAAAGAUGCCGUGGAAUAUGCCCUCGAUCGCCGAACAACGGCCGUGUUGAAGGAACAAUUGCGGACUGGUGUCGACAGAAGAGAGUUUGAGAAGUACAGGAAAAGCGGGGAAGAGAUCAAGAAGAUCAAGAACAAGAAGAUUCGCAAAUUCUACGAGAAGCAGAAUGCCGUGCUGAACGACUGGGCUGAAGUCGACACCAUCGUGCUGGCCAUGGCGGACGAGGUCCUCGAGAGCAUGAAUACGGACGCUGAUCACGACGGGAUCCGCGAGAGAGAAGGCAGACUGCAACACGUGGAGGAGCACAUCGACGCGCUGUUGCCGGAAGACGUUCGAAGCGCCCGGGCAAAGGCCGACCGAAACGCCCGAUGGGCCGUCAACAUCAACGUCAUCGCGAAUAUCAUUCUCCUCGUGGCCAAGGGCAUAGCAGCGCUGAAGUCGUCGUCUCUGUCGCUCAUCGCCUCGCUACUCGAUUCUGCUUUGGAUCUCCUAUGCACCGUCAUCGUCUGGACGACCACCAGACUGGUGUCAUGGAGGCUUUCGGCUCUGGCGCGGAAGUUCCCCGUCGGUCGGCGGAGACUGGAGCCGAUCGGAAUUCUGGUCUUCUCCAUUAUCAUGGUCAUUUCGUUCAUCCAGAUCUUGCAGGAGUCUGUCGAGAAGCUGCUACCGAAUGGAGAUCACUCGAUAGCCACACUGCCAGCCCUGGCCAUUGCCUCCAUGGCCGGGACAGUCGGAAUCAAAGGCCUAAUCGGUCUGGGCUGCCUGAGGAUUAAAACCACCCAAGUGCAAGCCCUGGUGCAGGAUUGCAAAACAGACGUAUAUUUCAACACCCUCAGUUUGCUUUUUCCGCUGAUUGGGAAACACGCUGGCGUUUGGUGGCUGGAUCCCCUGGGUGCGGCCCUGCUGUCGCUGUACAUCAUUUACGAUUGGGCAGAUACGUGUCUGGAGAACGUCACGCGGUUGUGCGGCUUGGCCGUGGACGACUCACUGCAGAAGAAACUGAUCUUUCUCGCCUACCGCUUCAGCAGUGUCGUUUCGGGCUUCAAGUCCGUCACUGCGUACCAUGCCGGAGACGGCGUUUGGGCGGAAUUCGACAUCCUGUUGGAGGAAAAGACGCCCCUAAGACGCACGCACGACAUAGCCGAGACGUUGCAGUACUGCUGUGAGGCACUUACCGAAGUGGACAGGGCGUUUGUGACGACUGAUUAUUCCGUCCAAAACCCUGGAGGGCAUUCUCAAGAUCUCGUAUGA